Molecule: messenger RNA, 1742 nt
Organism: Vigna umbellata (rice bean)
Lineage: Eukaryota; Viridiplantae; Streptophyta; Magnoliopsida; Fabales; Fabaceae
Product: arabinosyltransferase RRA3-like
Biological process (GO): root hair cell development
Molecular function (GO): glycosyltransferase activity
Source: RefSeq, a predicted model, not a curated record
AUAAUGAGAGACUAAUAGUAACAAUAAGAAUUGAAAGUGUCAUGGAUUACAUUAAUAACAAUUGAAAGUGUCAAAGUCAGAGAAACAAAUACUUAACACUUCUUCUCCACUCUCUGCCAGCUGCCACAGCUCCUUCAACCUUGUGAGUUGACAUCUGAAUUUCUUUUCGUUCCGUUUAGGGUUUCGAAUUGGAUCUGAUAGAGAGACGCAGCAUGGUGGGUCGGAGAGACGCAUUGCUCACAAGAGAUAAAGCCCAAUCAUCCGUCGGAUCUCGAAUCGUCGCCGCCGUCGUCGUCGGUGUUCUCAUCGGCUGCAUCUUCGCCUUCUUGUCUCCCAAUGGCCUCUUCACCGCCGCUCCCACAACUCUCAUUCGCCAUCCCAAGACGGUUUCAUCUGCGUGCGAAUCUCCAGAACAAGUUAAUGCGCUUAAAGUUGAUAUUCUAUCAGCAAAAGAGAAAAAUUCCGAGCUGAAGAAGCAGGUGAAGGAUCUUAUGGAGAAGCUGCGUUUGGCUGAGCAAGGAAAGGGCCAUGCACAGGAACAGUUUCUUGUUCUUGGUGAAAGACACAAGGCUGGGCCCUUUGGAACCGUCAAGGCUCUCAGAACCAAUCCACCCGUCAUUCCUGAUGAAUCUGUGAACCCCAGAUUAGCCAAAAUCUUGGUGGAAGUUGCUAUUUAUAAAGAGAUAAUCGUUGGCCUUGCUAACUCUAAUGUGAAGGAGAUGUUGCAGCUAUGGUUCACCAACAUCAAGAAGGCUGGCAUUCCUAAUUAUUUGGUUGUUGCCUUAGAUGAUAACAUUGAAGAGUUCUGCAAAUCCAAUGAUGUUCCUGUGUAUAGAAGAGAUCCUGAUCAAGGUGUUGAUGCAGUCGGUAAGAUUGGUGGUAACCAUGCUGUUUCGGGAUUGAAAUUUCGUAUUUUGAGAGAAUUUCUGCAACUGGGUUACAGUGUUCUCCUCUCGGAUGUAGACAUUGUGUACUUGCAGAACCCGUUCGAUUAUCUCUAUAGGGAUUCAGAUGUGGAGUCUAUGUCUGAUGGUCACAAUAACAUGACAGCUUACGGGUAUAAUGAUGUCUUUGAUGAACCCUCAAUGGGUUGGGCUCGGUACGCUCAUACCAUGAGAAUAUGGGUUUAUAACUCUGGUUUCUUUUACAUAAGGCCAACUAUUCCUUCAAUUGAGCUCUUGGAUCGUGUUGCUAACCGGCUCUCCAAUGACCCAAAAGCGUGGGAUCAGGCAGUUUUCAACGAGGAGCUCUUUUUCCCUUCUCAUCCUGGUUACGAAGGACUUCAUGCUGCAAAAAGGACGAUGGAUAUGUACCUUUUUAUGAACAGUAAAGUUCUCUUUAAGACUGUCAGAAAAGAUGCUAAACUCAAGAAGCUGAAGCCUGUGAUUAUACAUGUUAAUUACCAUCCUAACAAGUUUGAGAGGAUGAAGGCAAUAGUUGAAUUCUAUGCUAAUGGGAAGCAGGAUGCGCUGGACCAUUUCCCAGAUGGUUCCGAUUGAUAGGAACAUCAGAAUGAACAUAUUUCUAAUACGGAGAAGGAUUUGUAUGCUCGAAUUGAUGUGAUACAGAGGCAACCAUUGCAAUUCACCUCCCAGGAUCAGUUCUAUCUCAAUUUACUUUCUGUUAAGUUUUACAAUUUGUUGCUUUUGAUAAUUAAACAGGUUUUUUGUGUACCUUACGCUCUUCUCUUUGUAUAUAUUUCUUAUCUCUAAUGCGUUAAAAUUCUACUUGUCUACUAUGAA